Molecule: messenger RNA, 2601 nt
Organism: Sclerotinia borealis F-4128
Lineage: Eukaryota; Fungi; Ascomycota; Leotiomycetes; Helotiales; Sclerotiniaceae
Source: the annotation of a GenBank genome assembly
AUGACUAACAAUAGAAAAGGCGGUGGUGCUGAAGAAGCUCAAUGGCCACCAAGAUCUCCCCGAGAAGCGUUUUUAAGUACACCCGGCGGUCGCGAUCGAUUGCGACGAUUCGCAACAGGAUUUUCUCCAACUGCAUCUCCUACGAAACGACCUACUGCGUCGCAAUCACCACAUGCUACCGGCAAAGAUCGAUUGAAAGCUGAUAUGUAUAUGGAAGAAAUGGGGGAUGACGAUGAAGAUGACGAAGAAACUUUGCAGUUAAAAUUGCAAGAAAUUCAAGCGCGACUUCGAUUAAAGAAGUUACAGAAGAAGAACAAGCAAAGUUCGGAUUCAGAGGGCGAGAAGAACGAGAACAUCGAGAUCCACAGGCCCGCAUCGAUUCUUUUGAGAGCAACUUCUGCAGCGACAAAUAGAGCGCCCUCGAGAUUACCAGGAUUAAGAGAGACAGAAUUGAGAGAUAGGCAGUUACAGCGCCCAAAAUCACGCGCUGAAAUCAAUGUUCCAGCAUCACCAACGCGUCGGGCUCAGCCUGCCGAACUUCCACGUUCACCGGGAAGGGUAUUACUCGGCAUAGAUAAGGGUUUGAGAGGAACAGAUAUUUCUCUGAAGAGAGCACCAACUUUGAGGAAGAAUUUGGAAACAGACUUCAACAAUUCGAAGCGAACUGGGCCAUUUCUACAAAGAAGUCAUUCGCAAGCUGGAAAUCGGGCAUCUUCAUCGCAAAAUUCCAGCCAGGAUGAGAAACCGAAAUCUUUCAGCGAAAGAAUGGCUGCAGCUAGGAUUACAGAUACCGAGCGACAGGAGAGAGCUGCUCGUAUCAAAAAGAGCCGCAGCUCAACAUUUGAUAUAGACCAAAAGCAGAUGGAGUCGUUCAAAAAUAAUGCGGUUGAAUUGCCAAACCAUCCCGCUCCCACCAAAGAAUUUACUCGAGAGGAGAUCUUGAAUUCCUAUAAUAGACCAAGCGGAGAAUUGAGGCGACAUAAGACUACCUCGAAUUUGCGUUCAACCUUGACAAACGACAAUGAAACAUCCACCAAACCAGUUUCACAAGGUGUUCAAGCUUCCUCGGAUAGUUCGAGACGUUCAGGAUUGAAGAACAGCGAUGAAAUAUGCACUGGCCUGAGAAGAGGCUCACAAGAUUCUCAAGGUUCCAUUGAUACCUCGAGGCGUUCGGCAUUGAAAAAUGGCAAUGAAACAUCCACCAAACCGAAUUCUCAGAGUUCUCAAAGUUCAUUUGAUACUCUACGUUCAGCAAUGAGGAAUGGCACUGAAACAAAGUUCUUAAAUAGGCCAAAUUCACGUGAAAAUAGACCUGAUUCACAAAACAAAAAUACAGAUGUACAAAGUUCUUUCGAUAGUUUGAGAAGAACACGGCCAGACAGCAAUCCCACUAAAGUUCUAUCAGACCCUUCCGAUGGCGAAGCCUCGCAAUUCGAGCCAUAUUCUUCCUCUCACCUCUCCAAACGAAUCAUUCCUCACCAAGUACUCACCCGAACCCUUCAAGGAAAGAAAACUUUCGUCAUAGCCGAUUUACUCAGGACAGUCAAAGCUCCUGACUUUGCUGGUCCCGAGAUUGAAGAAGAUGUAGUUGUGUUUGCAACCAUCGCCGCGAAAUCUGCACCCCGUGCGCACCAGGACCAAGCUAAGAAUGGCGGCAAAUUUAUGGUCCUUACCCUUACCGACCUCAAAUGGGAAAUUGAACUUUUUCUUUUCAAAACAGCAUUUGAAAAAUUCUGGAAGCUCACAUCUGGAACUGUGAUUGCGCUCCUCAACCCUGGGUUUAUGCCUCCAGCUCGGGGGAAGACCGACACAGGCAAAUUUAGCCUUACACUCAACUCAAGUGACGACACUAUACUCGAAAUCGGCACGAACAGAGACCUGGGAUAUUGUAAGAGCGUCAAGGGAGACGGUAAGAAUUGUGAUACCUGGGUCAAUAAACGACACACCGAAUUCUGCGACUAUCACGUCAACCUUUCCCUUACUAAGACCCAUGCAAACCGCAUGGAAGUCAAUACUAUGAAUUUUGGCCCUAAACGCAAUUAUGGCGGAGGUGGAACAGAACGAAGAUACAAAUCUCAGGAUGUGACAGGCUAUAAACAACGCCGAGAAGAACUCAAGAAGGGAGAAAAGACGAAAUAUGACAGAGAAAGCCAUAGUCAAAUAUACAUCGGCAAAAGAAGUGCCGUAAACUUGUUGGACGACGUCGAUUUCGAUCCCGAUGCUUUCCACCGAGGAAGUACAAAGGAAGACCGAAUGACGAGACAGCUCCUAGCUCAAGAGAAAGAGAGAGAUCUUGGCAGGAAAUUGGGAAUGGUGGGUGGAGGGCUUGGAGCCGAUUACAUGAAGAGGCGGAAUCCGGUACAUCCUAACCCGCAAGAUAUCAAGGACGGUGGGUACAGAGAGCCAUCUCCACCAGAUGCCAGAAAGCUCGGCCUUAUCGGCACUAAGCCCUCUGUUCGAUUGAGUCCUAUUAAUAAGCGCAAGCGAGUCAAUACGAUUGGUGGGCUAAAAAAGAAAACUCGCUUCGUGACGGAAAAGGGGAUUAGAGAGGCGGGAAGAGAGAGCCUGGGGGGUGCUGAACUGGAUAUCGAAUUAGAUUAG